This is a messenger RNA of Meyerozyma guilliermondii ATCC 6260, 3633 nucleotides long. Its product is annotated as coatomer subunit alpha. The coding region runs from base 1 to 3633 and encodes 1210 amino acids. Gene Ontology annotation, biological process: intra-Golgi vesicle-mediated transport; intracellular protein transport; endoplasmic reticulum to Golgi vesicle-mediated transport. The transcript has a single exon. NCBI's taxonomy places the organism in Eukaryota, Fungi, Ascomycota, Pichiomycetes, Serinales, Debaryomycetaceae. The record is from RefSeq and is a predicted model, not a curated record. Gene Ontology annotation, cellular component: COPI vesicle coat. Gene Ontology annotation, molecular function: structural molecule activity; protein binding.
AUGAAGAUGCUCACCAAGUUCGAGUCCAAGUCGUCUCGGGCGAAGGGCGUAGCCUUUCACCCUACUCGGCCUUGGGUACUCGUUUCGUUGCACUCGUCGACAAUCCAACUUUGGGAUUACAGAAUGGGAACGUUGAUUGACAGGUUUGAAGAUCACGAAGGACCGGUUCGAUGUGUCAACUUCCAUCCUACCCAGCCUCUUUUCGUUUCUGGUGGCGACGACUACACCAUCAAAGUGUGGUCGUUGAAUACGCGUAAAUGUAUUUUUUCAUUGAAUGGACAUUUGGAUUAUUUGCGUGCAGUGUCGUUCCAUCAUGAUCUUCCGUGGAUUCUUUCGAGUUCUGAUGACCAGACCAUUCGUAUCUGGAACUGGCAAAACCGUCAGGAAAUUGCGUGCUUGACUGGACAUAACCAUUAUGUGAUGUCGGCGCAAUUCCACCCCAAGGAUGAUUUGAUAAUCUCAGCGUCGUUGGAUCAAACCGUCCGUGUUUGGGAUAUAUCGGGUUUGCGUAAGAAACACUCGGCCCCUACCUCUUCUGCUCGGUCCUUUGAAGAUCAAUUGCAGCGUCAACAAUUGCCUCAGCAGGAUAUAUUCGGCAACGUCAAUGCCAUCGUUAAGUACGUUUUGGAGGGCCACGACAAGGGAGUCAACUAUGCUACUUUCCACCCAACCCUUCCUUUGAUUGUUUCGGCUGGUGAUGACCGCUUGGUCAAGUUGUGGAGAAUGAAUGCCACUACUGCUUGGGAAGUCGAUACCUGCCGUGGCCACACUGGAAAUGUGUUGAGUGCUAUUUUCCAUCCUCAGCAAGAUUUGAUCAUAUCUGUCGCUGAUGACAAAACCAUUAGAGUUUGGGACAUGAACCGCAGAACUCCAGUGAAACAAUUUAGAAGAGAACACGACCGUUUCUGGCUUAUAGCUUCUCACCCUCAUAUCAACUUGUUUGCAACAUGUCACGAUUCGGGAGUGAUGGUUUUCAAGUUAGAGCGUGAAAGACCGGCGCAUGCUAUUUUCCAAAACAAGCUUUUCUUUGUUAAUGGCGAAAAGCAAGUUCAAUGUUACGACUUUUCACGUAAUGAAACUUCGUUGCCUAUGCUUUCCCUCAAGAAGAUUGGAAAAACCUGGUCUUUUAUGCGAUCACUCUCCUACAACCAAUCAGACAAUUCUAUCUUGGUCACUCAUGGUGAAGGUGACUCCGGCCAAUAUGCCUACAUUACCUUGCCUAAACAUGUUACUGGUGCUAUAGAGCCUACAGAUAUAAGGCAGGGUGAAGGUAACUUUGCUUGCUUCAUUUCUCGCAAUAGAUUUGUUAGUUUUGUGAAGUCUUCGAAAACUUUGUUGGUGAAGGACACUAAUAACAACACGACAAAGACCAUUCAGCUUGAUUCGUCGGUUAAUGAUGUGUUAUCAGGUGGUCCUGGAAGAGUUUUGUUGGUCAAGACACACGCAGUUGUCAACUAUGACGUACAGCAACGUAAAGAAUUGGCUGAGAUCAGCGUUAAUAAUGUGAAAUAUGUCUCAUGGUCAAAUGAUGGUCAACACUUGGCCUUGUUGUCGAAGCACACCAUCACGAUUGCUACCAAAGAUUUGGAACUCGUUACAUCUAUGCAUGAAACUAUCAGAAUCAAGAGUGCUGCCUGGGAUGACUCAGGUGUGCUUUUGUACUCUACCUUGAACCAUAUCAAGUACUCGCUCUUGAAUGGAGAUCAUGGCAUCAUAAAGACAUUGUCAAACACUGUAUACAUCACCAAGGUGUCUCAGAAGCAGGUUUACUGCUUGAAUAGAGCUGGCGAGGUGGAGGUGAUCACCAUUGACCCAACUGAAUACAGAUUCAAAAAGUCUUUGGUUAAUAAGAACUUCAACGAGGUUUUGCGCAUUAUCAAAAAUUCAAACUUGGUGGGCCAGAACAUUAUCGCUUACCUUCAAAAGAAGGGAUAUCCAGAAGUGGCCUUGCAAUUUGUUGAAGAUCCUGAAACUCGUUUCGACUUGGCUGUCGAAUGCGGAAAUUUGCAAGUUGCAUUGUCCGAAGCUAAGACCUUGAAUGACAACGGUAUUUGGAAAAAGCUUGGAGAUGAGGCGCUCAAGCAAGGAAACUUAGAGAUCGUCGAAUUUGUUUAUCAACAGAUCCACUCCUUCGACAAGUUGUCCUUCUUGUAUCUAUGCAGAGGCGACUCUGAGAGGUUAGCAAAAAUGGCUACUAUCGCUGAACAUCGCCGUGAUCUUUCUUCCUUGAUGCAAAAUACCUUGUAUUCAAAUGAUGUGAAGAAAAGAUGUCAAACUCUCAUCCAGAGCGGUAUGCUCCCACUUGCGUACACUCUUGCCAAAUCUAACGGAUUGGAUGACUUGGCAGCCGAUAUUUUACUGGAAGCGGGUAUCUCGGAGGACAAGGUUGUCUUGCCUGAAUUAGGAAGACCUUGUGAAUUGCCAAAGCCGGUAGAGAAUACUAUUGAGCAUUGGCCACUCGAGGACACAACUUUGUCUUUCUUCGAGACCGCGUUACUUACUGGUAAAGUUGAGAACUUGUCUAUUGAGGAGGAGGACCCUCAGAAUGGAGCUGAAGAUGUUACGCGUGCAAAUAUUGAUCUUGACGACCCAAUGAACGAGGAUGCUGAAGAGGAAGAAGAUGCAUGGGACAAUGCUGAUGACUUGAGCAUUCCAGAUGAUGAAUUCGAAGAUGCUGAACAAAGCAAUGAAAUUGAUGUGUUUCAACAAUCGGCUGUUGCCGAAGGUGAAGUUGGCUAUUGGCUUAGAAAUGCUAAGACGGCUGCCGGGUACGCUGCAGCAGGAGCAUUCGAACAAACUGCAUCCAUGUUGAACAAGCAAUUGGGAGUGGUCAACUUUGAGCCAUUGCGUCCUAGAUUUCUUGAGGUUUACCAAUCAAGUAAAUUAUACUUACCAGGUAUUGACGACUUACCAGCUAUGAAGGACUACAUAAGGGCCGACAACGAUGAGGACAAUCCUAACAAGUUCCAUCCAUUGAUUCCAGGUUUCGACAACUUGGAAGAUCGAUUGUCGGUCGGUUUCAAGCAUUUCAAAGCCAACCAGCUUCCAGAAGCUAUCAAGGUAUUCCGCGACAUCAUUUACACUAUCACUUUGUUAACUGUUGCAGACGAUGAAGAACAGGAGAAAUGCGAGGAAAUCUUAAGAUUGUGCCGCGAGUAUAUCUUGGGACUUUCCAUGGAAUUGGCUCGUCGUGCCUUAGGACCCGAUGAUAUCAAGCGCAAUUUGGAGUUGGCAGCUUACUUUACUCGUGCUGGACUCCAGGGUCCACAUCGUAUCAACGCGUUGCAGGUUGCUAUGACCCAAUCUUUCAAAAACAAGAAUUACGCAAGUGCAUCUUAUUUCGCUGGCGAGGUAUUGGCCGCCUCAGCUAGCGGCCAAAGAGCUGACCAAGCACGCAAGAUCAAGGCCAAGUCUGAUCUGAUAUCCAAAGAUGCUAUAGAAAUCGAUUUUGAUCCCUACGCAGAAUUCGAUAUCUGUUGUGCAUCAUUUACUCCUAUCUACAAAGGUGAGCCUAGCGUUUCGGAAGCUUUGGUGGGGGCCAAGUACAAGGAACAGUAUAAGGGCCAAUUGUGUAGCAUAACGAAAAUCACUGCCAUUGGAGUGCCCGCGUCGGGGUUGCGGUUGAAAAGCUAA